Molecule: messenger RNA, 2101 nt
Organism: Mustela lutreola (European mink)
Lineage: Eukaryota; Metazoa; Chordata; Mammalia; Carnivora; Mustelidae
Gene: UPB1
Product: beta-ureidopropionase 1
Exons: 10
Coding region: 65-1219 (384 amino acids)
Molecular function (GO): beta-ureidopropionase activity
Source: RefSeq, a predicted model, not a curated record
GGGCAAAGGGUAGGCAGUACUGGUCUGGACCUUAGCGCCUCGUCCGCGCUUGCAGACUCCAGCCAUGGCGGGUCCUGAGUGGGAGUCGCUGGAGCACAGUUUGGAGAAGCACCUGCCUCCUGCAGACUUGCGGGAGGUGAAACGCGUUCUCUAUGGCAAGGAAACCAGGAAGCUUGAUCUGCCCAGCAGGGCUUUGGAAGCUGCCUCUGAAGGGGACUUUGAGCUGCAGGGAUAUGCCUUUGAGGCCGCGGAGGAGCAGCUGAGGCCGCCUCGGACUGUGCGUGUGGGACUCAUUCAGAACAGAACUCCCCUGCCUGCAGAUGCCCCCGUGGCAAGACAGGUCACCGCCCUUCACAGACGCAUUGAAGCCAUUGUAGAGGUGGCCGCAGUGUGCGGGGUGAAUAUCAUCUGUUUCCAGGAAGCCUGGACUAUGCCCUUUGCCUUCUGCACGAGAGAGAGGCUUCCUUGGACAGAAUUUGCAGAGUCGGCAGAGGAUGGACCCACCACGAGAUUCUGUCAGAAGCUGGCAAAGAAGCAUGACAUGGUGGUGGUAUCUCCCAUCCUGGAACGAGACAGAGAGCACGGGGAUGUUUUGUGGAACACAGCUGUGGUGAUCUCCAAUUCUGGAGCAGUCCUGGGAAAGACCAGGAAAAACCACAUCCCCAGAGUGGGCGACUUCAAUGAGUCCACUUACUACAUGGAGGGAAACCUGGGACACCCCGUGUUCCAGACUCCAUUCGGGAGGACUGCAGUGAACAUCUGCUACGGGCGGCACCAUCCUCUCAACUGGCUCAUGUACAGCCUCAACGGGGCUGAGAUCAUCUUCAACCCCUCAGCCACCGUCGGCGCGCUCAGUGAAUCCCUGUGGCCCAUUGAGGCCAGAAACGCAGCCAUCGCGAAUCACUGCUUUACCUGUGCCAUCAACCGCGUGGGUGAGGAGCAAUUCCCGAACGAGUUUACCUCAGGAGAUGGGAAGAAAGCUCACCGGAACUUUGGCUACUUUUACGGCUCGAGCUAUGUGGCAGCCCCGGAUGGCAGCCGCACCCCUGGGCUCUCCCGCAAUCGGGACGGGCUGCUGGUUGCAGAGCUCGACCUGAACCUCUGCCGGCAAGUGAAUGACAUCUGGAACUUCAAGAUGACUGGCAGAUACGAGAUGUAUGCUCGGGAGCUUGCCGAAGCGGUCAAACCCAACUAUAGCCCCAAUAUCGUGAAGGAGUAGCUGGAUUUUAGCCCCUGGCUGCCAAGGAGAGCACCUCUGCCCCUGGCAUCUCAGCGAGUACAGCAGGCUUUAGAAAGUUCAAGUUCUCCCUUAUGAUGUCCUGGGAACACUGCUGUCCACAUUGGUUUAAAAAUGCUCCAGGCGGGGAGAGGUAACUGCCCAGUGGGUACAGUGUUUCCUUCCUGGCUGAUGAAAUGUUUUGGGCCCAUACAGAAGUGACAGUUGCACAACACCGUGAAUGUGUCCACGUGAAAUGCCACUGAAUCGUAUACUUUAAAAUGGCUGAAUCUAUGUCACAUGAAUUUUACCUCCAUUAAAGAAAAAAAACCCAGGCACUGAUGGUGCAGGUGGAUUUGCAGUAAGACACAUGGGAUGACCCAGUCCUGACGUUCUUCUCCGCCUCUGUUUAGACUGUCGGCAACCUGUGGGUAAGGGUGGGAACGUAUGUGCAAAUAGGGGAAGCUGAGGCUGAUCCAGAGUCAUUGAGCUGCUGGGUGGCUGUGGGCAGGGGAGAUGGUCAUCAGACGUGUCAGCAUGGCUAGACUGGCGCCCCCAGGUAUUCAAUCAGACGCUAAUCUGGGUGUUGCUAUGGAGGUAUUUUGUAGAUGUGAUUAAAGUCCAUAACCAGUUAACUAAGCAAGUGAGACUAUUCUAGAUAAUCCAGGGAGGCCUGAUUUAGUCCAUCUAAAGGCCCUCAGGAGGAGAGCUGUGGCUUCCCCUAUGAAGAAGAAAUUCUGCCUGUGGACAGCAGCUUCCCCACCCCACCUGCCCGAGAGAUCUCGUUUGCCCUUCCUAACCAUCUGCCCUACAGAUUGCAGACUUGUCUUUCCAGCCCCCACAAUCAUUUAAAUCAAUGCCUUGCAAUAAAUCUCUUAAUAUAGA